CGUUGCGCGUCACGACGGUCUUUUACGGUAGUGGUACUGAUGCGGGAUGAGUCAGGCAUUAUGAUGCUGCUAUCCCUGCCAUUCCCCUCGACCCGUGGACGCAUGACACGCGGAUGACUGUGCGGGUUUGCCGUACGGCCGCCAAGUGAGCCUGAACGUUUUAGUGCGCCUGUAGUGUCGUUCUCAUCACCAGCAGCAGCGGGGAGGGUGCACCAGUCCGGCCCGGAACUUCGGGGCCUACACGGCCGCCUCAGUCGUCGCCGCCAGCGGUUCACUCAAGUAGACGAGAAGACAGAACCGGUCGAGCAACAGUCGAGCAGAGGCGAGUCAUGGAAGCCAUCUGGCUGUAUCAGUUCCGUCUCAUCGUGAUCGGCGACUCUACGGUGGGCAAGUCGUGUCUCAUCCGCCGUUUCACCGAAGGCCGCUUCGCUCAGGUGUCGGACCCCACGGUGGGCGUGGACUUCUUCUCUCGGCUGGUGGAGAUCGAGCCGGGCAAGCGGAUCAAGCUGCAGAUUUGGGACACCGCUGGCCAGGAGCGUUUCAGGUCCAUCACUCGGGCGUACUACCGGAACUCAGUGGGAGGGCUGCUCCUGUUCGACAUCACCAACCGCCGCUCCUUCCAGAACGUGCACGAGUGGCUGGAGGAGGCGCGCAGUCACGUGCAGCCGCACAGCAUCGUCUUCCUGCUGGUGGGCCACAAAUGCGACCUGGACGCUCAGCGGCAGGUGAGCCGGCAGGAGGCCGAAAGGCUGGCGGGGGUGUACGGCAUGCGCUACAUCGAGACAUCGGCGCGCGACGCCAUCAACGUGGAGCGCGCCUUCACCGAGCUCACCAAAGACAUCUUCGCCCUGGUGCGCUCCGGAGAGAUCAGCAUCCAGGAGGGCUGGGAGGGCGUCAAGAGCGGCUUCGUCCCCAAUGUAGUUCAUUCCUCCGAGGAGGUGACCAAGAGUGACCGCCGCUGCAUCUGCUGAUGUGUCCCACGGGGCCAGCUGGCCGCAAAGCGGCGGACCUCUUUUGCUCGUCGGGGGCAAGUCGGCAGAAGGACAACUGAGCGGCGGUGCUCUUUUUUGGAUCAUUAGUGGAGAAAGUCACUUCCUAAAUACUAAUACAGUACACGCGCUUGUCCAGGCUCCAAGUGGGUCUCCUCCAAUAUGCAAUUCGGUCAUGACACACACAAACUUGAUCCACUUGGGAU
Hippocampus comes (tiger tail seahorse) is the source of this 1195-nucleotide messenger RNA. RefSeq names its product RAB39B, member RAS oncogene family b (gene rab39bb). The transcript is spliced from 4 exons. Bases 330 to 971 code for a protein of 213 amino acids. The record is from RefSeq and is a predicted model, not a curated record. Lineage: Eukaryota; Metazoa; Chordata; Actinopteri; Syngnathiformes; Syngnathidae. Gene Ontology annotation, molecular function: GTPase activity; GTP binding. Gene Ontology annotation, biological process: Rab protein signal transduction.